Molecule: messenger RNA, 7010 nt
Organism: Spirometra erinaceieuropaei
Lineage: Eukaryota; Metazoa; Platyhelminthes; Cestoda; Diphyllobothriidea; Diphyllobothriidae
Source: the annotation of a GenBank genome assembly
AUGCCUUUGCCAGCUGUUGUAAUUUUCGAGGAUAAUGAGCCCCUCUACCGGGCAUGCCCGGCACUGAGUAUCAUAAGACAAGAAAACAGCGUUCCUGACGUUCAACUAAGGGUAGGCGGUAUAUUCCCUGUCAGCGAGAAUAAAAAUCGCAGUUGAACGACAAGCAUGUAAUCAAUGUCCACAGGAUCAUAAUCGCCGCCCGGAUUCCCGGCUGGAAAGACCAUUUUGGAGGGCCCGUUGAAGGUGGCAUUAUCUCGUUUGGGGAACAGACGCACAAACAAAAGUACUCCCUCUAGCGGCUUCGGUUAUAACAAUUUUUCGAAGCAUAAUCAAAGACCUCAUCGACUAUGCUUAUACCGGACAAAUCGAAAUAUCACUUAAAAACGUGGAAGACCUCCUGUAUUAUGCGGUGAAUUUGGGCCUCAUUCAGGUCGAGAAGUGUUGCUAUCGUUUUCUGACCAACCGGUAGGAGGAUUUACUUCCAGCAUUUGAGCUGAAUUUCUUACCUACAUUCCAGUCUUACAUUAGAGAACCUUCAUUUUGUGAUGCGCAUUGCGAACAACGUGCAGGCCAGUGUUUUGCAAAGUGCCUGCUACAACCUAAUGAGGAAUCAAUUUGAGAAUUUUGUUGGUCUCGAUGUGUUCUAUCAUCUGUCAUUGGAAAACCUCUUAUACCUUCUGAGGAGCAACAACCUUGGAGUUCAUAGUGAAGAGCAAGUCGUUAAUGCAAUAUGCGACUGGGUUCUUGCAGAAGGCUCGCACCAGACUGGUGAGGCCUGUGCUGAGAGCCGCAUGGACGCCCUGCCGCAGUUACUGGCCGAAGUACGUUGGCAAAAUGUCGGCAGCGAGUUUCAGUCUGAUCUACUCCGAAGGCGUUCUCAACUUGAAAAAUAUUCUCGGGCUAGGUAGGGUUAAACUCCUCAAUUCUGAAAUGUUCAGAAAACUACUGAACGAGAUGGAAAAGUGGAUUGACCUUGCUCAUAAUGAUACCACAGGAACAACGGCAAAAAUGCACCCAUUUAAUUCCUCUGAUCGGUUCUAUAUGGAGAACGUCUUGGUGACCAUUGGCACGCCGAGGCUUGGAGACCGGCGAGAAUGGGUUCUGCAAAUUUAUGAUCCGGAAAAUGAUAAAGAUGCAAUAAUUAGUCGCAUUAAGCGGCGUAAAAACGCCUCAGUCGUCAUGUAUGAUGGUAAGCAACCCAGUUGCAUCUAAGUAAAUCAUAGAUCUGUCAAUUGCACCUUUGGACUUACUGCUACAGGUAGUCGGCAUCUCGUUAGAAUCACUCACAUGCUUAUUUAUUCCUAAACGAAGCUGACACGACUAAUUUCUAAAUAGAUCAAUUUGGUGACCCCUCCCUAGUCACGUCGUUGGAAAAUUUAGAAUUUUCAUGCAAAUUCACUGAAUUUCGAAUAGAUUAGUAGGCGCAGGCCGAAAGUGACGCGAUAUGUAUAGUGGAAAAAAGCGCAGCUGUAGAAUAAUUCCGGAAAAUACUCAACACGUGAUGUUUUUGUAUUUCUUAUUAUAUUCCCCGCAGAUUUUAGUGUUUUGGUCUAAACAUACACUAAACCUCUCAAUCCCUCCUGUAGGCCUGCCAAACAGGAGGAAAGAUAAAUGGUCUGACGGGGAAAUCGAUGUUAACUUAAGUGUUCUCUAAGAUUCUGCAUUGUUACUAUUUUUAGAUGAUGCUAGGAUAUUAGGCUUCCUUGUGGCGCACAGCUUCACCUUGUGAGGAAGUUGUGCUGCCUUAAUUUAUUAAACCUUAAUGACAUGCUUCGGACAUUCACGAUGCAACCGUGCGUAAAAACACGAAGCUCAUGGCCUAACUUCGCGCAUCACCUUCCCUUCAAUUCAGUUACCUGUGUGGAGUACUGCUUUUGAACUUUCUUUAAAUAGAUCAGAUCUAUAUAAUCGGAGGAGUUGUUGGGGAUCGUAAUACAAACAUGGUGAAAGCCUUCAGUGUGAAAACUCAUCGCUGUCGGUUGGCUGCUCCAAUGUCAGUGGCACGUGGUGAGGCCACUGCCUCCAGGGUCGGUGAUGCGAUCGUGGUCUGCGGAGGGAGUGGUGUCGAAUGUGAAGAAGUGGCGUCAUGCGAACUGUUUAUACCGAAGGAGGAUAGGUAGGUGCAUUCAGAUUCUCUUUAAAGCUACUAAAAUGUAAUAUGUGGCAUUUGGAGCCGGGCUAUUUGCGAAAAACCAAGUUUGUCCUGCUAAUUUUUUAAAUUAUUGACCCCAACAUAUCGUCUAACCCUGAAACGUCAUGUCUAGGACACUUAUCUCCAUGUCCUGCCUUUAAUGACUUCUGUAAUUGUUCUUUUGAUGCUCCUCUGGAGUUCAAAUGCCAGAAAAUUCUUGGUGAACGUUGGGGACACACUGAAGGGCAGAACGCCUCACAGCAUACGGCACCGAAACAUCGGUGAAACACAAUUCUAGGCUUUUACCUAAUAUUAAUACUGGGAGUGCGGUAAAACAUCUUUGGUGCCCAAAAUUUAUACUUAUUGAAGUGCUGCUUGGUUGUGGAAUAGGCAUUUAGUGGUCAUUCCACAAAAGUCAGAUGUCUCUAACUCAAAUAUUUAUGGAAAUUUCAGGCCUGACACUAAAGGAACCAUCCUCUUACAUCUAUAAUCCUGUCCCACCGGGAAUAAGCUCUGAAAUUAUUAACUUUGUAUAUAUAUAUAUAUUCAUGGAUGUUUUGGCAGAUUUUUGAAGUAUUCAUAUUGACCCAACUGUGAAAAACUCGGCGCCUCGGUGGGAUUCGAAUCCACGCAGUAAGGGGAAGGCUUUAGCGCAGCCAACGCUCUAACCACCUGAGCUACGAGGCCCCGCCGGACGACGCGGGUUUAAUCACAUUUGGGUCAAGUUACCCGCCCAACCUACUGCAACGUCUGGAAUCCACCAAAUCUGAUACAGUAAGUUGACUGCCCAAGCAGGAUUUCCUAAGUACUUCACCUAGAAUCCACCAGAUGACUACCAGGCUCGCGUAAUUCAUGGAUGUUUUGGCAGAUUUUUGAAUUAUUCAUAUUGACCCAACUGUUAGAGCGUUAACUGCGCUAAAGCCUUCCCCUUACUGUGUGGGUUCGAAUCCCACCGAGGCGCCGAGUUUUUCACAGUUGGGUCAAUAUGAAUAUAUAUAUAUAUAAUGGUAGAAUGACGCACAUCAGUCGCGUUACGGAACUCACUCAUUCUGUUGUGCUUUGGGGCUCUCUCUCUCGAGUUCCAUCAUCAGCCACAUGAUAUGUGCAGAAUGGCAUUACCGACAAAGAAAAGUAUAGUUUCUGCAUGCUGUACGAAAGAAGUUCGUUGGAAAGCCAGCAUCCGGAGUUGAAUGAACUAUUAUAGAAUUAUGCUGCAUGAUGAUCAGUUCUACAAAUCUACUUAAACAUGUUUUUCGAAACGAAAACGCAUUUCGGAAUUUCGGCUGACAUUUGAUGAGUUAGCCCACCUACUGUAUAUGCUCGAUUGCAAUUGACAGGCGAAAGGGCCCGUGGCGCAGCGACUAGGGCUUUGGACUUAUGACCGACAGUUCGCUGGAUCGAGCGCCAGGUAUAAAUACUCGGGCUGAUGACAGCCAAUAAGUCAGGAAUGGCCGUCCCAGUCUCCUUUGUCCUUAUCGGCGGUGUAACUUUGCAUAUAUACAUGUGUAAAUUGGGUGCGUGCAGAUCGGUACUGCCUUUCCCUCGAGCGCCCCUUGUCAGGGUUAGGAUAUUCUUUAUUUUUUGUAUCCUGAGAAUUUCUCGAUCUUCUGCUUCAGAAAUCAUCAUCUGGGAUUUGUGAUGGACAAGAAAGGAUGACGCCCGUUGCCGCAUGGCGUGUUUGCAUUCUUCAUUUGCCUCGCACUUCUGCAGUGCAUAUUCAGAGGAUGCCAGUAAGUCUUCUGGUCGAGCAGCUGUCAUGCUAAACUUGAUGACACGAAACUCAGCACGAGAAAUGCUCGACCAGAAGACUUCGACGGCCAAGGAUGAACAUUCUGGUCUUGUCUUUUUCAGCAUCACCUUAUCUACCGUUUACCGCUAGUAACUUUUCAACUGCCCGCGAGGAUUCCAGUCUAAGCUCCAAGGCAAAACGGAGCAAAUAAGUCCAGUUAACGAGACUUACAGGUCCAUGGGAUUCAAUCUAGAGCCCCCAAAAGGUCUCAGUGGGGAUGGGUGUGGAUGGGUACUGCAUUAUUCUAGCUUUAUCCCGUCUUCUUUCGUCACUAAUAAUCUUGAACACCACCAAAACCUAAAAAUAAAAGUAUGCGCACCCGCAAUGCAAAUGGUCCACAUUUGGCAGAACGACCAAAUGGCAUCUAGAAAUCAUUUAUCCAAAUUUCACACGUAUUACAACAAAAUAUAAAUAGCUGCGACAUUCAAAGUUAUCUUUGCCAGAAAAUGUAAUUGAACACCAUUAGGUGUUUGCUUACCAUAACACAUCAGUUUUUAAAUGUGUAACGUUCAAAGAUGUUAAAUUCACAUAACUAUUCAAACAAGAAGUAAAAAGCGCCGUCUGCCUUUUAAAGUUUAAUAAACCCUUCCUUAGCAUCGAUUAUAGAUUUGUCUCAGACAUCGGACAGCCAAUAAGAACUCCCUCAUCAAAACACCUCUUGUUACUCUGUGAUUUAGUUAGCUGUUUAUCGUUCCUACUGGACUGGGGACUGACGAUCGACCGACUUUCACGCUGAUGCUUUAUAUUCACAUGCAUAAAUUUCACUCAAGAUGGAUUCCCAUGCCUCCCCUCCACCAAGCGCGACGGGCGUCGGCCUCGGUUGCCACUGCUGAUGGGCGACUUUUCGUAAUUGGCGGACUUGGGGAUUCUGAGUACUUCUCGUCUGUGGAGUACUGCUAUGUACCAGAAGAGCUGUCAGAAACCGGCCAGUGGAAGGCUGAGGAAGUUGGCAGUUUUUGGCAGUCAGCAGCUCCCAUGAACAGGGCACGCUCCUUUCUGUCCGCGUGUGAACACGCCGGCCACAUCUUUGCGGCCGGCGGUCUCUCGCACAGCAGCACCGUCGUAAGGUCUGUUGAGAUGUUCCAGCCUCCAACAGUCGAGAACGCCCUUGGACAGUGGACCCUUGUACAGUCCAUGAACCAGGCCAGAGAGGAGUUCUCGCUCAUCUCCCACAAGAACAGCCUUUUUGCGUUAGGUAAGUAGUCGCAGGGUAAUUUAAAUUAUUUUCGGGAUUUGCAAAGGGGCUGAACGCGGAAAUAUGGGUCUCCCGUAUUGCAGGAGGUCUUGCCCUAAAAUUCCGGAGGGGUUAGGGUUGGGGUUGAGUUCAUGCGGAUCAGUGCUAGGGUUAAGGUAAAAAUUACGAUUUGGAUAGGGGAAGCCACUUGAAUUUUGCACGACACCACCUGUGAUACUUGAGGGAGGAUCCAUAUUUUCCUAUCCGACCUACGAAGGUUUUAAAUACCGAUGCUGCCUUUCAGUCGAAUAUAUCAAACAUCUGCUCGCUUGUAGUGAAUUUCACAUAUUCAUUUGUGGACUAGUGCUGAAGAUGGAAUAGCCUAAUGCCACUUCGCUAGUAUGCCUCUCGUCGGAAAACUAGGACGUUUUGCUAAGGAUUUGGUUUUAUUUUAAGUCCUGAAGUCUUUUUGAUAUUUCCUUAAUAUUUUAUCCGCACGACUUUAACAGCAAUCAAAUUUGAAUUGUUGCGUAGAUGGAAAGUUUUAAUCGACUGUAUCUGUAAAACAAGAUAGCAAAGUAAAAAAGUGCCUUCGCGCACAUUUGGAUCGACAAUAUUUUCAUUGAAAACCUACCUUCAGGCCACUCUCAAAAGUUAUCUCAGCCGAUCCGUUCUCAAAGACACUGACACUUAGAAGCAGAGUGAACUGGCCGGAUAGGUACUAUUUCAAAAUACUAACAGCAUUCAAUCCCCAGCGAUGCUACCAAAAGAGUUGUCGACCCUUGGAAAGGCAUAUAUCUGUUUGGCACUCCACGACUAUUUAAAAAGUGCCAUCCGAGAUAAUGAAUGAAAAUAGGAAACAAAGGUACCACGAGGUAAGCUUCUUCUAUGACCUCAGGCCAAUCCUUUCUCCUCACAGAAGGGGUGGCGAACGGCCUCAUUUGUCCAGUGUCGGUCAACUUGUCUGCCAGUUACCAUGGCACUUGCUUGCCGGGCCUUAAUUUCCCCUCGGACUGCAUUGCUCUUGACUCACGUUCAUUAUUUUGUGCACUUUUGAAAUAAAAAUCCUGAGCAGCUCCGAGAUUAUUUUGUCCAAGUCUGAGCUCCAGUCUUUCUGCUUCAUUGUCAUUCCCUCUUCAUGCUGUUGUGUUGCCGGUUCCUCACGAUUCACGAAAAUUUCACCGAUCGAAAAUAAAGUGAAGCAGGCAAUGCGCUGGUUGGUGUAGGAGUUUGUACCUUUUUUAAACUUGUGCCAAGUCGAAAACCUCCUGCACUCUACAAGCACCUAAUCACACCCUCCUUGACUGACAAAAUAUUUGAUCGGCAAGGCCUACAUUAAUCAAUAAGCGAAAAGCUACCCCUCCCAGAAAACGUCCAGCGGUUGACACUUUUCUCUUUGGAAGGUUAUGUUAAGUAUUUUGGUGGUAAACAAAGACGCCCAUUGUGCGCCCCCAAGAUUUUCCCCAAUGUAAACCCCACGCGAAUUAGACGUGUAUGAAAUGAAUCCUCUACGACGACGCUGAUUCUUCAAAGGGAAUGCUUUUAUUCACCGCCAGGUCAAUAAUUGUUUAUUAUGGUUAAUUUAACUCAGAUUCAGCUUGCCGGCUUUUUUAUGCAUUCUAGGUCAUUAUCUUCAGCCUUCGGACAGUGUGGAGCACUUUCGUCCGUCAAAUUGGCAGGUGAGGGACAGUUCAUUUGUCAUUCGUCUGGCUCGCUGCCAUCAGACAGUCAGUCAGUUUCUUGCCUGAUUUGUGCUGUACGUUCUGACCCAACUGUACUUUUCUUAGCCCUCAAGGCCACCUGAGGAACAGGAAGACGUGGACAGCUGGGAGUGGGUAGAAACUCGUUCGCCCUCUUUCAUUCAGACAAUUGAAGCGGCUGGUUCUAUUCCUUUGGAAUAUUUCGGAAGUUUUUGA